This is a messenger RNA of Mizuhopecten yessoensis (Yesso scallop), 1835 nucleotides long. Its product is annotated as neuropeptide SIFamide receptor-like. Gene Ontology annotation, molecular function: neuropeptide Y receptor activity. The record is from RefSeq and is a predicted model, not a curated record. Gene Ontology annotation, cellular component: membrane. The transcript is spliced from 3 exons. Gene Ontology annotation, biological process: G protein-coupled receptor signaling pathway. NCBI's taxonomy places the organism in Eukaryota, Metazoa, Mollusca, Bivalvia, Pectinida, Pectinidae. Bases 405 to 1622 code for a protein of 405 amino acids.
CAUAGUUUAUUUUUGGACAAAAAUUUGGUUAAUUGUCAAACUAGGAAAUUAGCGUCAUUACGUUGCAGAGAAUAAUCGUCCGGUGUGUCUGGAAGGAAACAAUCUAUCCAAUACAUACAGAACGCGGCGGCAGUCUUAAAGAAAACAUGUUUACUGCUCAUUUAACGUCAGGUUGGCUUAUUGUGAUAAGGAUCAAACUACUCUCAGACAUAAUACUUCUUCGAAAAGUCUAAAUUACACGUGUAGAUGCGCAUUCAGUGAUGUGCGUGAUUUGUAUUCGGCUCACUAUAGAAGAUUGAUCACAGCUCCGCGACACACCUCUUUCUGACAGUCCUGUGAGGCGACGGAUCCCUUCAUGUCUGAGUGUGUCCAGUUCCUGUAACAAACAUCACUGACCUGUGGUCAUGGCGGAUUAUAACAGGACCGAGGAAGCGUUUCAUGACAACUUCACUAAUUACUCAUACGAGGAUUAUUAUAUCUAUCCGACUAUCCAACAGCCUAUGUAUAUGGUUGCCAUAUUAUCACUAAUGUUCGGGUUGAUCUUUGUGCUGUCCCUAGUAGGUAACUGUCUCGUGAUAGCCGUCGUGUUCAGAAACAAAGGAAUGAGGAACAUCACUAACUACUUCAUUGUCAAUUUGGCCACUGCUGACAUUUUGGUGGCUAUCUUCUGUGUUCCCAUGACUUUGCUUGACAACAUCUACACAGGAUGGCCAUUUGGUUCGGUCCUGUGCAAGACCACGCCCUUCAUCCAACAUGUGUCUGUCUGCGCGUCUGUCAACACUUUGGCUGUUAUUGCCGUGGAUAGAUAUAUGGCAAUUUGCAACACGUGGCGGCGGAAAUUGUUUACGACCUUCACCUCUCGUGUCGCCCUUGUUAUGAUCUGGGCGGUGGCAUCCAUUGUACAACUUCCAGUGUUCAUCUAUUAUGAGGAAUUCAUAGGUGAUCCGCCCUACGCCAUUAAGAUGUGCGGUACACACUGGCCGACCUAUGACCUUCAGAGAGGUUAUUUUGUCAUCGCACUGUUUCUGUUCUGUUACGCCCUCCCACUCGUGCUAAUUCUGGUGUGCUACAUGAUGAUCACCAUCCGAGUUUGGAACAGACAUGCGCCUGGUCACUCGGCUAAUAGUUCCGGUGUGAUACAAAAAUCUAAAAUCAAAGUGGUGAAAAUGUUUGCCAUGGUUGUGACCUUAUUUACUCUUUCGUGGCUGCCACAGUACGUCAUGCGGUUUGUGUUUUAUUACUCACCAAAUCUGACACAUGAAAUCGUGGUCACUCUGUCAAAAUAUGUUAUCCCGACUCUGCAGUGGCUCGGCUUGUCUAACAGUUGUAUUAAUCCCCUCAUCUAUUGUCUUUUCAACAAAAAGUACAGAAGGGGAUUUAAAACCUUGCUGCGUUGCUAUCGUUAUAGAGACGCUUCCCAUCAAGUUCUGAAACACCAAUCGACGAUAAAUAAGUCAAUGACAGCCGACACCUUUAGUAGAGGUACGGCUUUAACCGAUUCGACAAGAAGGCCAACGCGAGUUUACUCUCCUGCCAAAUUCAUGUCAGUCGAAUAUUCGAAUGGUCACAUGACUGUUUCCUUUAGAAAGGAAGAUGACGAUACAUCCACAUCCGGUAGCUGACUAUUGUCACUGAGCAAGGCGGCUGAGAAGGAUAUAGUGAUAAAGGUAAACUGACAGAUUGUACAAAAGCAUUGUUAUCCUUUUAAAAGAAAUUCAUUUUAUGAUAUUUAUUAAGUGCUAAAUGAUUAUUGUAUAUUUUUGACUAUUGUACAUGUUUAACAUUUGCUUCCGUUUGUUUGGAUAUGUACAUGUUAAUGAAUAAACAGGUUCCAA